Molecule: messenger RNA, 2844 nt
Organism: Sycon ciliatum
Lineage: Eukaryota; Metazoa; Porifera; Calcarea; Leucosolenida; Sycettidae
Exons: 11
Coding region: 235-2829 (864 amino acids)
Source: RefSeq, a predicted model, not a curated record
CGCACUUAUUUUUUCAUCACUCGCAGUCAGAGUAAUGCCUCCUGGUCUGUAGACUAGUAGUAGUGCUGGUACAGACAAGUAUUAUGGUUAUGCGGCAUUUGCUGGUCCAAGCUGAAGUCCAUUCGAUUCAUAUCGCCCUGAACUCAAGUCACUACACUCUCUGUCGGUACUUGUGCAGGUUCUGAUGUUUCGAUUCUAGUAAUAAUUUUUAUUCUUACCGGUACCUCUCCGAGGAUGUCCUCCCCCAAACCGGACGGUACUUCACACGUGAGUGCGCCAGAUACUGCGACUGGUGCGCAGGAUUCGCGUACAACUUCAAGCGGAGACAGGCGCUCAGUUUCGGUGACCGGGGAUUCGUUAGACAAACCUGUCCCGGUCACCACUGUAGAUCGAACAGUCACUGCUAGUGCUACAGACCAACAUGUAUCCGUCACGUCCACAGAUCAGCCAGCACCGGCCAGUACUCCGGAUCAGGUUGUCCCCAUCGUCGCCGAUAGUGUCCCGAUGUCACUACGGACCCGCAGCACACUGGACAUCCUCUCUCUGGCCUGCAGUCUGCCCCAUGUCAAUCAUGUCUUUGAGAAGCUGCCGCAGCUCGAGAACAGACAGGCACACACACUUGCAGUCACCCUGCUCAGCCGUUACAAGGAACAGGGAGAACAAUACACGUCAUUGCUGAAUGACAUUGCAGCUGGCAAGGUGGUGGACCCACGAGACCGAGCACUGACCUUUGCCCUAAGCGGUGGAACUUACGGGGUAGUGCAACAAGGCACGAGAAAUACGGUCAACGUUGACGGAAACCUGGUGCAGGAUGAAGACGUGUCCAUUAUGCAGCAAGGCGUCGACAACACACUCAACAUUAACGUCUCCAUCGACGCAUUGUCCGUUGCAGGCGGGGAAGGCUAUCGUCCUGCAUCCACCAAGGAUGCACGCGAAUCGAUCACGACCGAAUUGAUGCGCUUUGUGCAGCGCUUCUCCAGAGGUGGUGGACUAGGCUCACAGCAGGAUCACUCCUCACCAGUCACUGGAACACCAGUGGACGACACUCCUGGCGAGGGAGAUGCGAACGAUCGCGGCAACUACACCGUCCGUCCCUCCUCGCUCUUCUCCCUCGGCCAGAACUGCAAGCAGGUGAUGGAGAGGAUGCUAGGACUCGGCGAUGCCAGCCCGGUGAAAGUGAGCAACGUCCAAGCGCUAGGCGAGGAUCGCAUACGCAUCACGUUGACGGAGAAGGACCCGGCACCAGCUUACUUGGGCAAGGCAGCCGACCCGUCGACCCUUGUCAUACUGAAGCUGCGCGGUCCGCUGCACGAGUUUGAUCAGAAGAAGGACCUGUUCCGUCUGCAGACUGCCGGCCUGCUGGGCUGCCUGCCCGACGCCAUCAGCUUCAUUCAGGCCACGCGCUCCGGCAGCGUGCGUAUUCUGGUCGCCAUGCCGACCAGCUGCUACGCACGUCUCCUGCAGCUGGCUCUCUUCCAGCCGUCCGUGCUCCGGGCCCUCGGCAUCUUCUGGCUGCAGCCCGUCUGCUUUCCGGCGUCCAUCAACGUAGCUGAGGCUGUCGACGUGACAACCGUGACUAGCAUACUCGGCCGUGCGUGCUGCCACGCGAUCUGUGACAGCCUAUACGACGCGUAUCAGAUAAGUGCCGAUCAGCGCGUCGGCUUGUCCUCGCUCUCGCUGGUCUCUCACCUUCACGACCGGCUGCUCGACGCGCAGAUUCCCGCCGACAAAGUCGUCACGGCAACCAACGAAGCGCACGCCAAGCUCGCCCGUUGCCUGGACGACAUUCGGCAUGCAAGUCCCGACGGCGCGGACGAUGGCAGCGGGCAACACCGCCAGUGCAUUGCCGAACUCCUGGCACUGGAGUUUGAGACGGGACGAGCGCACCGCGGUGUUGAUAUAUCCGCUGUGGCAAAGACUGUGCUUCAAUCGUUCCUAGGGAGCCGUGACGUUCACCUUCUGUCGGCGUCAGCUCGAUCCACGGGAUCCAGUGACAACACGCACAGUGUGUCAUUCCUGCAGCUUGCUUCACCGUCAUACAGGCCUAUCAGUACAGAGGCCAAGGAGGCCCUUCGGCUCGACACGCACGCACUCAGCCAAGAUGCUGCUGCGGCUCUGUCCGCUAGCCUGGCCAAGUGCCUGGCCCAGCUCUGUGCCGUGCAGGCAAGCAACGUGUCCGUCUGCACGCUGCCGCAGCCUCAGGCCAGUGCUCAACCCGGCUCCGCAACCGUUACUAGCGCUGGCACCACCACCACCGCCACCAUGACGGGUGCGUCAGCUCCCGGACGAUUUCUUGCCAUUCUGCCGGCCAUGCUUGCACGCUACAUUGGCGAGCAGUGUCGCAACAAGGACAGUGAGGUGUACAAGACUCUGGCACAGCAUGGCGUGUUGUCCGUUAAUCGCCUCCGUGGUCCGCAGAUAACGCUCUCUCAAUCUGGUGCAAGCCGAUCCUCCAUUGGCCAGUCUCUGCGCCGUGUCUUCUCCAGGCUCGGCAGGAAGAACACUUCCGGCCAAGAUGUUGUGGACGCUAUCUCGGCGCGGCGGGAGGAGAUCGUCAACUACCACUUCCCGUCGGUGACGACAGCUGCGCGGUUUCACCUGGCCGGACUGCGUACGGGAGACAUUGGCCAGCUGAACAUUGCAGUGGUGGGCAUGCAAGGUACAGGGCUUACUCUAUCUGUAGUCAGUGUCGCCUCGGGAAAUUCUUCAUCAUUUUGCGAGAACUGUGGCAAUACGCACAGUGAGAAGGCAGAUUUUGCCUGUGUCUAUGGUGGAGUAAUAACUAGGGCUCAGACGGUCACGGUUUUACCCCUAACGGUUAACUGCUAAGCUAACGGUCGGUUU